UUAUUCGGCAUAACAGUACUUUUGCUAGGCAUUUAUUACGGUGCAGGAACAGCCGGACGCCUUUCUAAACUGGAUGCCAUCGAAUGAUACUGACUUGAUAAUUUUAACCGCAGCUUUUCGGGUGUUGUUCGUCAUGACGAUAAAAGUCCCCUACAGCCAAGCAUCUUUAGAGAACUUCAACAAUCAGACAACAAUAACAGUUGGAAGCGAUUACAUACAGCAACUGUUACAUGAUCGGGACGUUGCGCGCAAAUCUCUUCUGGACAAUUCAAAGUUGUACAACAUUGUGGAUUUUGAGGCACUAUCGGCACUGGCAACGAUCCUCGACGAGGCAGUUGCACGAAACAUAUCCCUCAUGGAUGGUCGUCGCAUAGCACGACUCUUCUACAACCGAACAUUCCAAAGCGAUUACUCGCAGUUCUACGUCGAUUCCUACGGGCGACGGUUAACACCCAUGGUGAUGAAGGAUUUCAACGCAACAACCGGCAUAUUUGAGGAUGCGAUAUUCGGCGACAUCGUCAAGGACGUUUAUCACAUCAGCGUAGACAAGGAAAUCGAUUGGGGGCCAUCUCAGUUAAUUGCACCCCCGGAUGAACCGCUUUGUGGUUUCCUCAACAAUAAAAGAACGUGCCAAAGCAGUGACAACGUGACACUUAUAGCGGUGGCGGUAAUUGUCGGCCUGGCCGUAUCGCUGCUUCUCUUCACCACUGCUGGCGUUUAUUAUGGACGGCAAGCGGCGAGGAAUAAACACUGGUGGAUUUUGGAUGCAGGCAACCUGACUUUGUACAACGAUUUCUCCACUACGAUUACUGAUUCAUCAACUAAAAGAAGCCACAGUUCGAUCGCCCAGUUUUCGGGAACCAGAGUUCAUUUGUACAAGGUCGAAUCGACAAUAAUCCUUGCUACAAUGCGCUCUGCCAAUAUAAGCUUUCUUCUCAAUAUGAUGAAGGAUCUGGCCAAUUGCUCAAGCAUCAACCGCUUUAUGGGCAUCUGCCGUUUAGACGAACAGCAGAUCGUGUUCGUCAGUACAUACUGUGAUAAACACUCGCUCCUGGUGGCGCUCACCCAGAACACAUACGUUGUGGAUUCUCUCAUGCAGGUGUCUUUCAUAUGGGAUCUGCUGCAGGGCAUUGAAGCUAUACACAGCUCCUCAAUAGCAUACCACGGAACUUUAUCCAUCACUUCGUGUUGUGUGGACAAAUAUUUCACCCUGAAAAUUUGCAAGUUAGGUUAUGACCGAUUGCUAAAGGAGAUAAAGACCGCUGAGCACAAUGCAACGAAUCGGAAAUCUCAGAAACGUCACAGUCGCUGGGAGAUUGGGACUGACGAUCACCAGCAGGCAGCACAGCGCAGUGAUAUCUUUAACGCCGGCCUAAUCCUGGCGCAGAUAUUGGGCCAGGCUUCAUGGAUUAAAGAAGCCGGCUCUAUACCUGAGAAGGUCAACGCUCCAGUAGACACUCUGGAGACCCGCUAUCCACUCCAAGAGCUGAUUCAAAACUGUCUGCAACAAGACGGUCGUCCAGGAAUAAAGACGCUUAUAAACAAUUAUUCGAAGAUCGUCGGUGCUCGUCCGAAGCAAAUGGCGGAGAUGAUUGUGCAACGAUUAUCCCGUUAUAAUGACGCCCUAGAGGCUGCUGUCCGAGAACGCAUCGUGGAUUUGCGCCGUCAGCAGCUGAUUGCCGAUGAAAUGCUCACACAGCUGAUGCCACUUUCCAUUGUGCGUCAGUUACGUGCAGGAUUGGGCGUUUCUCCCGAGUACUACGACAGUGCUUCCGUCUGCUUUACGUCCUUUGAUGGAUUCAUGGAGUUUGUUCAGCAGUCUCCGCCAGUGGCUCUGAUAGAGUUCCUCAAUGAAAUGGUUGUUGUGUUCGAGAAGACCAUUGCUCAGUACGAUGUCUACCGUGUGGAAGUCGUUGCCGAUACGCACAUGGUACUUGCAAAAGUGCGAAGAUUCACGGUAACCCUACUUCAGUUUCUCUUUAGGUUGCUAGUGGCGUACCCCACCGAAAUAACGGUCACCAUGCUGCCGAAGGUUGGCGAUACGAUUAACUGCGCCUCAAGGAUGGCGUCGUCCGGUAGAGGGACGUGCUUGCAAGUUUCCGUGGACACUCAACAACUUUAA
Messenger RNA from Paramacrobiotus metropolitanus, 2122 nucleotides. RefSeq names its product atrial natriuretic peptide receptor 2-like. The record is from RefSeq and is a predicted model, not a curated record. The coding region runs from base 74 to 2122 and encodes 682 amino acids. Gene Ontology annotation, molecular function: guanylate cyclase activity; protein kinase activity; peptide receptor activity. Gene Ontology annotation, biological process: receptor guanylyl cyclase signaling pathway; intracellular signal transduction; protein phosphorylation. The transcript is spliced from 14 exons. Lineage: Eukaryota; Metazoa; Tardigrada; Eutardigrada; Parachela; Macrobiotidae.